AUGCGAAAUCGUUACUCCAGCAAUAGGGACCACCCAGUUGAGUGCUACCAAGACUACGAGUGGGAUGGGAAGCUUUUCCUUAUGUCCUAUGUCACCGGAUUUUAUGAUAAGUGGAUGAACGCCUAUGCCCCGCCUGACUACACCGCGCGGGGUGAUUUGGUUGGCCUUAUAGAGGUGCUGCUUCCGGCUAUGACAGCUGCUUUUGACGGACCGCCACGUGCUCCACCUCCACAUAUCUAUCCGCCUAUUCGAGCCCGCAUGCGAAGGAAUCGCUGCGACAUGGAGCCACAUGUCUCCCGUGUUCCUAAGAGAAUGAGACUCGGGAUACGCAUUUCAGCCCCUCUAAGAAUCGACAGAGAGGUCGAUGGGAUGCUCGGGAUAGUACCUCCACCCGUAGGUGUCGAGGAAGAAAGUGAGGAAGAGGAUCCAGAGGAGGAUCUCGAGGAGGAGGAACCCGAGGAGGAGGAGAACCCAAAUAGAGAGAGCAUUGGAGAGACCGGGGAGACGAAGGAGGAUGAGGAUGAAAAAGAUUAA
Messenger RNA from Salvia splendens (bonfire salvia), 534 nucleotides. RefSeq lists its product as uncharacterized. Bases 1 to 534 code for a protein of 177 amino acids. The record is from RefSeq and is a predicted model, not a curated record. The transcript is spliced from 2 exons. NCBI's taxonomy places the organism in Eukaryota, Viridiplantae, Streptophyta, Magnoliopsida, Lamiales, Lamiaceae.